UUUCCUAAUUCCCUUUGGGAAACAAUGGGAACUGAGGUGAAUGAUGGUAGCUUCACUCUGAACUCAGGAGGAAAAAGGUUCCUUUGUCAAUACUCUGAUUAGGUGUUCUUUGGGAACUUGAUAGUUCUACUUUUAGAUCAAGUAAUGCAGAGGCCUGUAGCCCAGUCCUCCAAAGUGAAUCUGUUAAAGGGCAUCUGAAGCGCCAAACAAAAGCACAAACUACUGAUCGAGAAGCAUCCUGACAAACUACAUCACAAUGUGGUAGCUGCACCAUAACUUACAGGAAAGCUCUGCACCAAGUGGUAAAGGGCAAGGCCGCAACAGUGGCAGGCAGGAAUUGAACCCACAACUUGUUCUGGCUACUGCUAGCCUCCUUAGCAACUGUCUACCUCAGGUCUCAGUGGCCCUUACAACUUUGCACUCGUCAUUUAUUACAUAUUUAUCAAACUAUUUAUAUGCCCUGUAAAUAUUACAGCUCUUCAUCUACUACAUGUAGCCCUGAAGGUGCCCUUGGAUCUCUGGCACCAGGACACGAGCAGCAGAUCCUUUAAGUCCGGCAAGUUGGGAGACGGGGCCAGUAUGGAUAAGACUUGGUGUUCUAUGCAUCCUGGUACUGUGUAUCUUCCCAUCCACAUGUUCUAUCCUGGUACUGUGUAUCUUCCCAUCCACAUGUUCUAUGCAUCCUGGUACUGUGUAUCUUCCCAUCCACAUGUUCUAUCCUGGUACUGUGUAUCUUCCCAUCCACAUGUUCUAUCCUGGUACUGUGUAUCUUCCCAUCCACAUGUUCUAUGGUACUGUGUAUCUUCCCAUCCACAUGUUCUAUGUAUCCUGGUACUGUGUAUCUUCCCAUCCACAUGUUCUAUGGUACUGUGUAUCUUCCCAUCCACAUGAUAUGAAACAAAAUGGGACGAGUUUAGGUGACCUUCUGUCCCGAGUUCCAGUUUUGACCAGAGGCAUCCCAGCCAGGUGACUUUUUUGAGGAGGCUUCAACUGAGUCAACUGAACCUGAGGCAAAGUUUAGUCCUUGUCAAAGUUGUUCAGGUCUACAAUUUCUCCAGCAUUCGGCAAUGUUGUUGCGCUAAUCAGACAUUACCCAGCCUUAACAAUUACUAAAAUAGCAAUACAACACACUUUUCAUCCUUUUCUCAUGUAAAUCACAUAUCUUCUGCUCUCUGAUCUCUUGCUACUUGUACUUGUCUUUGCAAAAGGGAACAUUCUAAAAAUGAAUUUUGUUGUUUGAUGAUAGUGAAUUUCCUACUGGUAUCUGUUGUGGAAAUGCUUGUUUAGUGACUCUUUGUGUCUGUCGACAGGCCCAUCCCUUCCGGAACAAUCAACUUUGCAGCAGUUCUCUAGAAGCCCCUUAGUGGAAGGCACAGCCAUGCGUCAGAAGGGGAUCUGGGACAACCUCUUUCUGAGAGGUUAGAAGGUCAGCACUUGUGGUGUUGGACAAAGGAUAUCGGCCAAGUCCACCAGACGGAAAGGAAAUGGCGGAGCGCUACGACUGCCACUACUGCAAGGAGUCCCUGUUUGGGAAGAAGUAUGUGUUGCGUGAAGAGAACCCAUACUGCACCAAGUGCUACGAGAGCCUUUACUCCAACUCCUGUGAGGAUUGCAAGAAGCCCAUCGGCUGCAACAGCAGGGAUUUGUCCUACAAGGACCGCCACUGGCAUGAGGACUGUUUCCACUGUUUCAAGUGCAACCGCUCCCUGAUGGACAAGCCCUUCUCCACCAAAGACGAGCAGCUCCUAUGCACAGAGUGCUACUCCAACGAGUACUCCUCCAAAUGCCACGACUGCAAGAAGACCAUCAUGCCAGGCUCUCGGAAGAUGGAGCAUAAAGGCAACAGCUGGCAUGAAACCUGCUUCACCUGCCAGCGCUGCCAGCAGCCGAUUGGCACCAAGAGCUUCAUCCCAAAGGAGAGCCACAACUACUGUGUCCCCUGCUACGAGAAGCAGUUCGCCAUGCAGUGUGUGCAGUGCAAAAAGCCUAUCACCACUGGUGGAGUGACCUAUCGUGAGCAGCCAUGGCAUAAAGACUGCUUCCUGUGCACUGGCUGUAAGCAGCAGCUGUCUGGCCAGCGGUUCACCUCCCGUGAUGACUUUGCCUACUGCCUCAACUGCUUCUGCAGCCUGUAUGCCAAGAAGUGUGCCUCCUGUACAGCACCUAUCAGCGGUCUCGGUGGGAGUAAGUACAUCUCCUUUGAGGAGCGCCAGUGGCACAACGACUGCUUCAACUGCAAGAAGUGCUCAGUGUCCCUGGUUGGGCGUGGCUUUCUGACGGAGAGAGAUAAUAUCCUGUGUCCAGAAUGUGGCAAAGACAUCUGAUGACGGGCGGAGAGGUCCAGAAGGAUGGAUAUUCCAAAAGCACCGACUGAAUGCUUAGCACUCUCUGACAAUCAUGCUCGAAAUGUUUAAAGCACAUUUAAAUGAAGGUUUUCAACAGCUUAUUUCAAUUCACUAACAGGUUUAUUGGGUGGAUGAGUAUUAUUAAAAUCUAAUUUAUGUUGUGAGUUUUGAUGAUUAAGAGGGUUUUUCUGCAUGCAAAGCCUCCGAUGACUGAACUCUAUGAAGAAAUGUUACAUUCACUGCACUAUACUGAUAAAGAUGUAUUUGUCUGCUAAAAUGUAUACAAUAUUUUAAAGAGUGUAUCUAAUUGUGUGGUUUGCUUACUGGACUUGCCUGAUUUAGUUGGGCUAAUUUAUUUGUUAUGAGGUAUAUUACUAACACAACUUGUACCUGUAAGGAGUUGACACAAGUCAAAUAGAAAAUCAAUGUGUGCUUUGUCAAUAAAUAAUUUUCAAAAUGC
Messenger RNA from Alosa alosa (allis shad), 2805 nucleotides. It is a transcript of the gene fhl2b, whose product is annotated as four and a half LIM domains 2b. The record is from RefSeq and is a predicted model, not a curated record. NCBI's taxonomy places the organism in Eukaryota, Metazoa, Chordata, Actinopteri, Clupeiformes, Clupeidae. The transcript is spliced from 7 exons. Gene Ontology annotation, molecular function: transcription coregulator activity. Gene Ontology annotation, cellular component: Z disc; nucleus. The coding region runs from base 1485 to 2324 and encodes 279 amino acids.